UUCCCUUUCUCUUUCGAUUUUUUUUCACGUGAUAGGCCCCUGGGUUCCUAUCAGUGGCAUCCUCGAACUAGGAAAGGAUUGAGGUGUGCAGCGACGAGUCGCUCUUCUCCUCGGUCGACGUCUUCAUUCGUAAAUCUUCUGGCGCUCGUGCGAUCACAAGCUGUACUAUGAUCCCACCGCCGUUUUUUGCGGGCACAUUUCCGCCUCAAUUUCCAGCAUGGAACCCUAUUCAGUCUGCUACUUCCUCCUUCUGGCAGUCGGAGGAUGUGCAUAGGCAUCUGAGGAAGUUGAGAGAAACCAUUGAUUUGGCAAAAGCAAUCAGGAAGAAAGAAUUAGAAGCAUUGUUUUUAAUUAAAAGGUCACAAAAUCAAAAUGCAGAAGAAGCUCCUUCAUCAGCAGGAGAACUCUCUCCAUCUUCAUAUGAUUCCAUUCUUCCUGAUUUUUCUCAGUGUCCUGAGAAUGAAUAUGUUGUGCAAAUUUUCAAGUUGAUUGAAGCAAAGCGAACUAGCCUUGAUGUUCAAACAUCUAUGUCAAUAGAAGCAGUAAACUCUCUAGCAUCAACUAUUAAAUAUCAACUCCUUCCUCUUGAUAUCAUUAACAAUCCAGCAGUCCCAUGGGAGUCACGAUCAGAAGCACUAAGAUUUAGUAACAAGUUACAGAAGUGCAAGAGGAACAAGCUUUGGAGGAAAAGAAAAAGAAAACGUGUGGCUGAACAAGUGCGCAAGCUGCAAGAAGAUCAUCAGAAAGCAGAUCAAGAUGCUGAUGAAUGGAGAGCUAGGGAGAUUGCCAAGGACGUGGCUAUGCACAAGGUACAACACAUGAAAGAAAUUGCAAAGCUUAAGGCUAAAGAGGAACGGAAGAGACUAGAAUCUGAGCUUGAGCUUCUAUUAGUUGUUGAGAAAUUACAAGAGCUUCGCUCUAUCAGAGUUCAAAAGUUGAAGAAACAAGGUCAUUUUCUUCCAGAAGAGGAUGAUAAAUUUCUUCUGCGUGUACGAGCUGCAGUUGAGGAGGAGGAGCGUCAAGCAGCUGCUGCUGCUGAUACACAUGCUGCUAAGAAUGCUAUUGCAACAGCAGAGGAAUCUAGAAAACUGAUGCAGAACCGACUGACAGAAACAAAUUCUACUGAUCAAAUUGAAGUUGAGCCAUCUAAGGCCAAAGGCCAAAGUGGAACUUCAGAUAUGGAUGCAAGUCUGAAGUCUGAACAGGAGAGAGAUGAAGUUCAAGGUUGUGGCACUGGCAACAGCUAUGACUCAUUGUCAAAUUUACCAUUUGAAUUCCUCCAUUAUUAUCAUGGAAGUAGCAAUGAUAUGGGAACUCUAAUCGAGGUUAGAAGAAUGUGGGAUGCUUACAUUAGAUCCGGAGGAAGUCAUGUACCUGGACAUUGGGUGCAGCCACCUCCACCUUCAGAUGAGAUUUGGGCUUCGUACCUAAUCCCGCCGAAAUAAUGCACUUGCAAGAAAAUCUGUUUUAUCUUGCCUCGUUUCUGUGCUAGAAUGGUUCUGCCAUUUGUUCACAUUCCUGACUUCACUGAUGUUCUAUCUAGACCUGAUAUUGCUUUUGCUGCAAGUUAACUUAGGUAUAUGUUCAAUCUUGAUAUGUAUCUUUGGACUACAACGAAGAAAGAAUUCAGGUGUUGAUAGUGGGAAAAAGUAGUGGUGCCAGGUAGCUGAAGCAACGCUGAGAAGGUUUUCAAUUUGUUUGCUCUUCUAUUUCAACUGUGAAGUUAUUUAAUUUCCCUGCUAUAAGAUUGUAGCUGAAAACCCGACGGUGUACAGGGUUGUGGGAUUUCUAGUCUCGCUUUUCCAUUGUUACAUAAACCUUGAUAUUUGAUGCUUGUGCAUUUAAAUUUCAAAAUAUCUUGAAAAAUUGGACAA
Messenger RNA from Zingiber officinale, 1874 nucleotides. Its product is annotated as U11/U12 small nuclear ribonucleoprotein 59 kDa protein-like. Lineage: Eukaryota; Viridiplantae; Streptophyta; Magnoliopsida; Zingiberales; Zingiberaceae. The coding region runs from base 168 to 1445 and encodes 425 amino acids. The record is from RefSeq and is a predicted model, not a curated record. The transcript has 12 exons.